UCAAUGAAUAAACUUAAACUUAGGUUCCUUUAAUUUUAAGUGCCGCAAACAGAAAAAUAAAAACUUUGAAAGUCCAGCAGCCUACGGAAUGAAACAGUGGGUGUGGAAGCACCUUGGAAGUCUCAUAAAUGAGACGCAAAAGCACGCAAGUCAACAUGACAGUGACAAGUAAUGACCCACAACCUCAUCAGUCAUCACCUCAUAUAAUGCUAAUAACAGAGUCUGAACUCUUAUCAUAAAACUCUCAUCUUUCCGUCACGUUGCUUUACUAUUCUCUCCCUUUUCAAGGUCACCUAGACAAAAGAUGCUUCCUCUCACCCUCUAGGAACCUGUCUGGAACCUCACCAUUUCUGACAAAUUGACAUUCAUUCUCUCUCAUCAUUCGUUUCUCUAUAUAUUCCCUCUUACACUUCACUCUCCUCUCAACCAAAUAUCCUUCUCUCUCCUCUAAACCGAGCUUCUCAUUCUCGCACUUAACUUGCAUCUUCAUCACCAGUAGUUCUGCAGAAUAAAACCAAGUAUGGAAAACUUUGCAUCCAGCAUCAAUGGUGAUGAACUUUGCUUUCAAACUACAAACCAAUCCUUCUUCUCUGGCUCUCUUCCUUACCAGCAGAGACCAUUAUUCAUGAGUACUUUGAGCUCAACCAUAUGUUCAAAAUCAUCAUCAUCACCAAAGUCUUCAUCGAAUUUAAGCAACAGGAAGCCGUCUAUAAAUAUAACUAUCCCUCCCAUGGGCUUAAUGAGGAUGAGCAAAUCUGAUGAUGCCACAGUUGCAGAGGACAAUAAUAAACACUACCGAGGAGUUCGACGGCGGCCGUGGGGGAAGUUCGCGGCGGAGAUCCGUGACCCGACUCGAAAGGGGUCGAGGGUGUGGCUCGGAACCUUCGACACAGCCAUGGAAGCUGCAAAAGCAUAUGACAGAGCAGCGUUCAAGAUGAGAGGAAGCAAAGCUAUUCUGAAUUUCCCUCUUGAGAUUGGAUCAGCGAGUUCAGAAGAAGAAGAAUCUUCUAAGUCCACUACAGUGGAAAAAAAGGUGGUGGUUGGUGAGAAAAGGAGGAGAGAGGAAGAAGAAGAAGAGAGAGAAGUACAGGAUCAGAAGAACGAAGAAUUGAAGAAGAUGAUGAAGAAGAAGGAGGAGGAGGAGAUUGUUUCUUCUUCUUCUACAACCACGGCUGGUCCGUUAUCGCCGUCAUGGUGGAAGGGGUUUUGGUGGGAUACAGAGGCUGUGAACACUAUUUUCAGUGUUCCUCCGUUAUCGCCGUUAUCUCCUCCAAUGAUGGUUAUGUGAGGUAGAAGAAAGGAAAAAAGGAAAAUAAAUUAUUAAAGAUAAGAAUGAGUGAUGACGUUUUAUCACCAAAAAAAGAAAAAAAAAAAAAAGAAAUGAGUGAUGAUGCAAAUGCUUAUCCUCUUCAGAAAUAUAGAAUUGAGUGUGAUUUGUUGAUAUGUAACGAGAUAUAGAUUAGUUGUUGGCAAGUACAUGCAUAGAGAGAGUAGUUAUUAGGAUUGGACUUUGAGUAUGGUGGUUUUUCUUUUCUUUUCUUUGGUGUAAAAUUUUUUGUAUUAAAUUUAUUUGUUGAUUAUUUUAAAAAUUAUUAAAUUUUAUCCUAUUCAUUUCUAUAUUUAUACAUUUAAAGAUUCCUUAUUUCUA
Messenger RNA from Prosopis cineraria, 1648 nucleotides. RefSeq names its product ethylene-responsive transcription factor 5-like. The record is from RefSeq and is a predicted model, not a curated record. Bases 521 to 1288 code for a protein of 255 amino acids. Gene Ontology annotation, molecular function: DNA binding; DNA-binding transcription factor activity. NCBI's taxonomy places the organism in Eukaryota, Viridiplantae, Streptophyta, Magnoliopsida, Fabales, Fabaceae. Gene Ontology annotation, biological process: ethylene-activated signaling pathway; regulation of DNA-templated transcription. The transcript has a single exon.